CGCUACAUUCCGGUUUGUCAACAGACGGUGCUGGGAGUGAAGUGUACAGUAAUAUAAGAAUAUUGUACUGCAUAAAUUAAAAUCGAAUGAUGAAAAUAAAUAUAUAUUAACACAAAAAGGACGUCAUUUCUGAAUUCUAUAUUAGCUGUUCUCUGCCAUUAGAAAAGCUGAUACUUGCAUUUCUUUCAUUUCAACUGAUGCUUGGCCAUUCGAUUGCAGACACACCGGCUUGUGAUUAAUAUUUUUGAAUACCCGGCGAUGGCAAUGCUGUUCAGCCUCUGAAAAAGGUCUUAUUUGGUCUCAUCCUAAGCCUAGGCCUUGUGGUGGUCUGCAGAAGUCGGACUUUAUUUGUCUCGAGAUUGCUUUAUUCUGAACAUUGUUUAUAUUAGUUGAUAUGCCUUACAACAAACAAGCAGACACUCAAGAAGGGUCGUUUCUGUUGCCCAGUUCAAGAAUUCAGACAUCUCAAUUAGGCCCAGGUUUAGGUCUAGGCCAAUAUUCGGAGCAUGGUGCCCCAAAUAAUGGUGACAAUCCAUAUUUGGUUGGUAGGCCUAUUCAAGAACGAAAUGAAUGGAAGGACAAUCUAGAGAAAUCCUACCUACAAUCGAUUGAGCAGGGGACUUAUGAGUCGAUAGGAAUGCCUAUUCAGAGAGAAGAAAUUGUAAGAGAAAGGACGUGUAAAGAUGCGGGAAAAGAUGAAUUAGUCGUGAAUAAUAAUGCUUUUGGCCUUGAUGCGGUGGUCGAUGAUUGUGUUCAGAUUAAGUACUGUGUUGAAGGCCUAAGUAACUAUGAACUGGCUGUAAAAGGUAUUCAUGUUGACGAGCGUAUUCUACCAGGUUUCAAGUACAGAGUUCGAACGCUUGGACUGAAAAACCGAUACUUACUCAAUGGAAAAGCACUCCAUCUUAUAAAUAUUGGCCAAGGAUAUGGCAAAAGACUGACUUUUGAAUCAAAUCUUCACAAUAUGAACACAAACUAUUUUUGGUCAGAUUCCAGCGAUAAAGGAUAUGGAUUCAGCAUUGUAGCUGUUGAACACGGCGACAAAUUUACCGUAUGUAGCUUAGAGCGGCGGCCAAUCGGACAUGCUGUUAUAGAGGAUGUUGAUCCAUCACAAAUUGAAUUACAUUCUGAAGUUAUUGGCAAGAAUAUUACUAAGGAAGUCAGUUUGAGAAUGCGGUGUAGAGUGCGAUACACCUGCGAGCCUCAUGGAAUGAUGUCUUUAAGAGCAGAUGAAAUGGUUCUUGUCAGCGGAUUGGCAGUGGUCACAAAGAGCCAAAACCAAUCUAAAGCAAUCACAGAACUGAUAAAAAACAUUGAAUUGAUGUCGAUUGGACCCUGUUUAUUUGUAAAGGAGCAAUGAUAUGUUUUGCCAUUGUUAACACUUACUGUAUGGUUGUCCGAGGUUUAGACUUUGUAUGUUGAAGCUUUAAAUGACUAUGAAUAAGGACAGUAAUCUUGAAGUCUUUGUUCACUCAAAAUUCAUUCAUAAAUUAAUACACAUACAAUAUUUGACUUUCCAAGUGAGCGAUUUCUUCCAGUUGAAUUCAGAAAUUAAUUGCUUCCGAAAUCUGUAGUGCAGGGCACUGGAAGUAAUAUUUAUGAAUUAUAUUGAUGGCUUGAACUGGGUUAUAACCUUUCUGGUUCAUGAAGUUUUAAUUGGUUGUUUUAAAUUGUGUAUUAAUGUUAUACUGAGAAUCAAAUUAAUUUUAAUGGAUGUCAUUUAUAAUUACCAUAUUGAAAUUGUAUAUAUAUAAUGAAGACUAAUAAAGAUAGAUGAAAAUCAGAA
Messenger RNA from Anneissia japonica, 1786 nucleotides. RefSeq lists its product as uncharacterized. NCBI's taxonomy places the organism in Eukaryota, Metazoa, Echinodermata, Crinoidea, Comatulida, Comatulidae. The record is from RefSeq and is a predicted model, not a curated record. The transcript has 2 exons. The coding region runs from base 395 to 1360 and encodes 321 amino acids.